AUGGGAGUUCUACCGGAUUACAUAAUCGGAUAUUCUGUUGGUGAAUUUGUAUGUGCAUACGUUGACGGAAGUUUAACAGCAGAAGAAACGAUAUUGGCAGCGUAUUUCCAAGGAAUAUCCGUAAUAGAAGCAAAAAUACCGUAUUGUUGUGUGGCACUGAUAGGACUUGGUCAUAAAUAUAUAAAAGAUUUUUGUCCGGAUGAUAUCGACGUCGUGUGUCACAACGGACCCCAUAGUUCAACGAUUACCGGACCAGUCGAAUCUAUGAAAACAUUUAUUGAAAAGUUACGGAAUAUGGAACUUGGACAAUGCGAUUAUGCGAUCGUUGGUGGAUCAAAUCUUUGUCUCCAUCCAUACGUAUCUCUACAAUUUAAUUGUUUAGGAGUGUUGAAUCACGAUGGUCGCUGCAAAGUCUUCGAUGAAAAUGCAAAUGGUUACAUUCGUAGUGAAGGCAUUUCUGUAGCAUUUCUACAAAAAGCAAAAACUGCAAAGAGAAUAUAUGCUACGAUUAUUCAUACGAAAACGAAUUGUGAUGGUAAUAAACAAGAAGGAAUAACGUUUCCAUGUAACAAAAUGCAAAGAACUCUUUUCAAAAAAUUCUACGAAGAAUGCAAUGUAUCUAUGACUUGUAUUCCUUACAUCGAAUCUCAUGGGACUGGAACGAAAGUCGGUGAUCAUGUAGAAUUAAAUGCUAUAGAUCACAUUUUCACUAAUUGUAGAGUCAAUCCUCUUAAAAUUGGUUCAAUCAAAUCGAAUACAGAAGGAGCCAGUGGAAUUUCUUCCGUUGCUAAGGUGAUUAUAUCGAUGGAAUCAGGCCUAAUACCCCCAAAUGUUAAUUUUAAUAAAUCACGCAAAGACGUGCAAGCACUUACAGAAGGACGAAUAGAAGUUAUUACACGAUCAACUCUGUUAGAUGGUGAAUACAUAGCCAUUAAUUCUUUCGGCUUCGGAGGUGCUAAUGCUCAUGUUUUAUUCAGAUCAAACUCAAAAAUGAAGCACAAUAACGGAUUGCCAGAUAAAGAUUUGCCUAGACUUGUAGCUGUUUCAGGACAUACCGUAAAAGCAGUAGACACCCUAUUGAAUCAAAUCCAUAACAGACCACUAGAUAUAGAAUUUAUUCGUCUUCUUCAUGAUAUUCAUCACAAAGCAAUAUCAGGUCAUUUAUAUCGAGUAUUCACGAUAACUGAUCUUAAACCAUCCGACACGAAAAUAAAGGAGAUUAAGAACUUUCCUGAUAUUAAGAGGCCAAUAUGUUUUGUCUUUUCUGGAAUGGACUCGCAGUGGCAUAAACUAGGUCAAGCUCUGAUAAGGUUACCUAUAUGUGCUAAAUCAAUAGAAAAAUGCAACUCCGUGCUAAAGUCGCAUAAACUCAACAUUUAUGAAAUAUUGACUGGAAAAGAAAAUAACUGGUUAGACAACAUUUUACACUCGUCCGUCGGUAUAGCUAUCGGCUUCGUAGACCUUUUAACGUCAAUGGGAGUACUAGCAGAUUACAUGAUCGGAUAUUCUGUGGGUGAAUUUGUAUGUGCAUACGCAGACGGACGUUUAACAGCGGAAGAAACGAUAUUGGCAGCGUAUUUCCAAGGAACAUCCGUAAUAGAAGCAAAAAUACCGCAUUGAUGUGUGGCACUGAUAGGACUUGGUUAUAGAGAUAUAAAAGGUUUAUGUCCGGAUGAUAUCGACGUCGUGUGUCACAACGGACCCCAUAGUUCAACGAUUACCGGAUCAGCCGAAUCUAUGAAAACAUUUAUUGAAAAGUUACGGACAACGAAAAUUGAUGUGAAAAUAUUAUCGGAAAAAAGAAUACCAUAUCAUAGCCGUUACAUCGCUACAGUAAAAGUCAUUCUUUUGGCAAAUUUAAAGAAAGUGAUACCAGAAAGAAAACCUCGAAGUCGUAAGUGGUUAAGUACAUCAUUUGACCUUGGUAAAUUGUACCAAUCGGUAGAAUAUCCGGUCAGUCUCGGUACAUUAAUGAUAUCUCCACUGGAUAGGAAUCAGCUACUUCCAUUUCGCGAGCCCAAAUUCACGUAUCACGCCAUUAUUAAUCAACUGGUACGCGGAGAUUUAAGUACGAUACGUUGGAUUGAAAGAGGAAUUACGAAAGAUUAUCAAAAUGAAGAUCUUGUUAGUAUCCACUAUGCAUCAUUGAAUUUUAAAGAUGUGAUGUUGUCAACCGGUAAAAUAGCACCAGAAGAAGGAAGUAGAAAAAACGUAGAUUGUGUAAUUGGAUGUGAAUAUAGUGGUAAAAGUAUGAGUGGACGUAGGAUUAUGGGAGUUAACCGCAACAGAUGUUUAUCGAACCUUUGUCAAUUGGACGAAACUUUUUCUUGGACUAUCUCGAAAUGUUGGAGUUUGGAGGAUGCAGCGACAGUACCGUUCGUGUAUUGCACAUGCAUAGCUGCACUUUACAUUAACGGAGAAAUGAAGAAGGGCGACAAAAUUCUUAUCCAUGCUGGUUCUGGUGGAAUCGGGCAAGCCACGAUUAAUUUAGACCUUCGAGAAGGCUGUGAAGUAUUUACUACGGUCGAUUCCUUAGAAAAGCGUAAAUUCAUUAAAGAGACAUUUCCUAGUAUCGACGAUAAUCAUAUUGGAAAUUCUCGAGAUACUAGCUUCGAAAUAAUGAUUUUGCAACAAACCGAUGGUGCAGGUGUAGAUAUCGUUCUAAAUUCUUUGGCGGAUGAUAAACUUCAGGCGUCCCUACGUUGCUUGGCCCGUAGAGGACGAUUUUUAGAAACUGGGAAGUUCGAUUUAACAGCUAAUAAUCAAAUAAGCAGUAAAAUAUUUAUGAAGGGUAUUAGUUUUCAUAGUAUUAUGUUAGAUAAAAUUAUAAAUACGUAUGAUAAAGUCAAGAACGAAAUUAGAUCAAUAUUCAACAUACUUCUUAAGGAGAAUGCUAUCAAACCGAUUAAUAGGACAGUCUUCGACAAAUAUCAAGUAGAGGCAGCAUUUAGAUUUAUGGCAACUGGAAAACAUAUGGGUAAAAUCCUUAUAAAGAUCCGCGAAGAGAAUGAACCACUGAUUACACCCAUUUUGGCUGAAUGCACCAAUUACAUUGUUCAAACCAUUGUUACCAUUACUGAAGCCAAAGUGGAUGUUCACAUUGUUGAUGGCGAUCAUGUCUCGAUGUUGGAAGAUAUGAAAAUUGCAAUGGCACUUAAUGGUGAAUUGAUCCAGGUUGCUGACGGAUUUAAAAGUUGUUGCUGUAGGACGAGCUCUCAAUCGAUUUUGGAUUACUUAUAUGUCGAACUAGAUUCAGGCGAAGAAGUCGUUAUUUCCGAAUUCGUUGAUAGAUUUCCAGUACGCAAUAAGGUGGCAGAAUUGGAAGAUAAUCUUAUAAACUAUCCUCUAGAAAUUCCAAAGCAAACCGACAAAAUUAACAACAUUCAAAAAUUUGAUGCAUUAUUUUUUGGAAUACAUUUCAAGCAAGAUCAUACGAUGGAUUCUAUGAAUGGAAUAAUGCUUGAACAUACUUACGAAACUAUAGUAAAUGCUGGGUUUAGUCCAGAAGAUAUUCGUGUUAUAAAGUGUAUUUACAGGAACAAGUUUCUCCAAUUCCGAAGCCAUUUCGUUUCAGUUUUCAAACUUCAGACGAAUAGCUUUGGAAUCACGUGCUGUAGCAAGGACAUGAUGGCUCAAAAUAUUUCAUUUUGGUUGGGUGUAACUGGACCAUCUUAUGUGCUUGAUACAAGGUGUAGCUUAAGUUUUUACGUGGUGGUACACGCUUAUCGGGCUAUACGGAGAGCGAUUAUGCGAUUAGUGUUGAAUCACGAUGGUCGCUGCAAAGUUUUCGAUGAAAAUGCAAAUGGUUACACCCGUAGUGAAGGCAUCUCUGUAGCAUUUCUACAAAAAGCAAAAACUGCAAAGAGAAUAUAUGCUACGAUUCAUACGAUCAUACGAAAACGAAUUGUGAUGGUUAUAAAGAAGAAGGAAUGUAACAAAAUGCAAAGUGCUCUUUUCAAACAAUUUUACGAUGAAUGCAAUGUAUCUAUGACUUCUAUUCCUUACAUCGAAGCUCAUGGUACAGGAACGAGAGUCGGUGAUCAUGAAGAACUGAAUGCUAUAGAUCACAUUUUCACUAAUUGUAGAGCUAAUCCUCUUAAAAUUGGUUCAAUUAAAUCGACAAAUAUUAACUUUAAUAGACCACCUAAAAACCUGAAAGCUCAUCUAGAAGGUCCGAUCGAAGUUGUUAUCCAGCAAACUUCUUUAAUUGUUGAUUGCAUAGACGUUAAUUCUUCCGGUUUCGGUGGUGCUAAUGCUCAAGUUUUAUUGAAAUCAAACCCAAAAAUAAAAUUCAACAAAAGAUUACCAGAUGAUGAUUUGCCUAGAUUCGUAACUAUUUUAAGACGAGUUCAGCUAUUGCAUAUGAAAUUUCAAUUACAUAUAGAUGUAAAACAAUGUACAUCUGAGGAAUUUUGGAUACGGUGCAUAUACUUUGUAAAAUGUAAAUUUAAAAUUUCUAGUUAUCACAAUCAUAUCGUAAUACAACAAAAUUUACUUUCCUUAUCAUUGAAUAAUGCCGAAGCAUUACGUGAUAUGAAUAGAAAAACAAGUGGUUUAAGUGUGAUUAUAUCCAUGGAAUCAGGCCUAAUACCUCCAAAUGUUAAUUUUAAUAUACCGCGCAAAGACGUGCAAGCACUUACAGAAGGACGAAUAAAAGUUGUUACCCGACCAACUCUGUUAGAUGGUGAAUACAUAGCCAUUAAUUCUUUCGGCUUCGGAGGUGCUAAUGCUCAUGUUUUAUUCAGAUCAAACUCAAAAAUGAAGCACAAUAACGGAUUGCCAGAUGAUGAUUUGCCCAGACUUGUAGCUAUUUCAGGACGUACCGCAGAAGCAGUAGACACCAUAUUGAAUGAAAUCCAUAACAGACCACUAGAUAUAGAAUUUAUUCGCCUUCUACAUGAUAUUCAUCACAAAGCAAUACCAGGUCACUUAUAUCGAGGAUUCGCGAUAACUGAUCUUAAACCAUCCGACACGAAAAUAAAGGAGAUUAAGAACUUUCCUGAUAUUAAGAAGCCAAUAUGUUUUGUCUUUUCUGGAAUGGACUCGCAGUGGCUCGAAAUGGGUCAAGCUCUGAUAAGGUUACCUAUAUUUGCUAAAUCAAUAAAAAAAUGCAACUCCGUGCUAAAGUCGCAUAAACUCAACAUUUAUGAAAUAUUGACUGGAAAAGAAAAUAACUGGUUAGACAACAUCUUGCACUCGUCCGUCGGUAUAGCUGCGGUUCAGAUUGGCUUCGUGGAUCUCUUAACUUCAAUGGGAGUUCUACCGGAUUACAUAAUCGGAUAUUCUGUUGGUGAAUUUGUAUGUGCAUACGCUGACGGAAGUUUAACAGCAGAAGAAACGAUAUUGGCAGCGUAUUUCCAAGGAAAAUCCGUAAUAGAAGCAAAAAUACCGCAUUGCUGUGUGGCACUGAUAGGACUUGGUUAUAGAGAUAUAAAAGGUUUAUGUCCGGAUGAUAUCGACGUCGUGUGUCACAACGGACCCCAUAGUUCAACGAUUACCGGACCAGUCGAAUCUAUGAAAACAUUUAUUGAAAAGUUACGGCUUCUAAAAUUUACAAAAAAUGGAGCUUUUCUUUUAUCUCGUGAAAAAAGAAAAAUACCAUUAGACCCAUCGAUUUUGCAGAAAUUUCAAUUACGUAUAGUUUUAGAAAAAUGUACAUUCGAGGAAUCUUGGAUACUUUUAAAAAAGAUAAAUAAAAUCCCGGAACACACCAUGAUUAUUAACGUUAAGAGUAAUGAAUUUAACUGGUUGCAAAAAGUACAAGCUGUACUUGAAAGAAAAGAAGAAGCGGAUAUCAGUAACACGAGAGUCAUACUCGUUGAAGAAGGAAACUUUGAGUCCGGUCUCUUAGGAUUCAUUAAUUGCUUACAGAAAGAACCUGGUGGCAAUAUCUUCCGAGCUGUUUUAAUUCAAGAUCUUAAAGCGCCGAAAUUUUCUCUGAAAAUACCAUUUUACUCCGAACAACUCGAAACGGAUCUCCUUACUAAUGUUUUACAACCAGGGAAUGUUUGGGGCUCAUAUAGGCAUCAGCUACUUCCAUCACGCGAGCCCAAACUCACGUAUCACGCCAUUAUUAAUCAACUGGUACGCGGAGAUUUAAGUACAAUACGUUGGAUUGAAGGAGGUAUUACGAAGGAUUAUCAAAAUGAAGAUCUUGUAAGUAUUCACUAUGCAUCAUUGAAUUUUAAAGAUGUGAUGUUGUCAACCGGUAAAAUAGCACAGGAAGAAGGCAAUAGAAAAGACGUAGAUUGUGUAAUUGGAUAUGAAUAUAGUGGUAAAAGUAUUAGUGGACGUAGGGUUAUGGGACUUAACCGCAACAGAUGUUUAUCGAACCUAUGUCAAUUGGACGAAACUUUUUCUUGGACUAUACCUGAUAGUUGGAGUUUGGAGGAUGCAGCGACAGUACCGUGUGUAUAUUGCACAUGCAUAGCUGCACUUUACAUUAACGGAGAAAUGCAAAAGGGUGAUAAAAUCCUUAUCCAUGCUGGGACUGGCGGAAUUGGACAAGCCGCGAUUAAUUUAGCCCUUCGUGAAGGAUGUGAAGUAUUCACUACGGUCGGUUCCCUAGAAAAGCGUAAAUUCAUUAAAGAGACAUUUCCUAGUAUUGACGAUAAUCAUAUUGGAAAUUCUCGAGAUACUAGCUUCGAGAAAAUGAUUUUGCAACAAACCGAUGGUGCAGGUGUAGACAUCGUGCUGAAUUCUUUGGCGGAAGAUAAACUUCAAGCGUCUUUGCGUUGUUUGGCCCAUAGAGGACGGUUUUUAGAAAUCGGAAAGUUCGAUUUUACAGCUAAUAAUCAAAUAAGCACUAGAAUAUUUAUGAAGGGUAUUAGUUUUCAUGGUAUAAUGUUAGAUAAAAUUUUAUACACAAAUGAUAAAGUCAGGAACGAAAUUAGUACAACAUUGAACAUAUUUCUUAAGGAGAAUGCUAUCAAACCGAUUAAGAGAACAGUCUUCGACAAAUAUCAAGUAGAGACAGCAUUUAGAUUCAUGGCAACUGGAAAACAUAUGGGUAAAGUCCUAAUAAAGAUCCGCGAAGAGAAUGAACCACUGAUUACACCCAUUUUGGCUGAACCUUCUUAUAGGUGUAUUCCCCAUAAAAGUUAUAUAAUUCUUGGUGGCUUGGGAGGUUUUGGUUUGGAACUAAUCGAUUGGUUAAUUCUUCGAAAUGCUCAAAAUAUUGUGAUUACUUCGCGGAAUGGCGUAAAGAAUGGUUAUCAGCGCAUGAGAAUCAAUUUAUGGCAAUCAUACGGCGUGAAUAUUAAGAUCCUUGUUGGUCUCGAUGUGGCUAAACGAGAUAGCUGUGAGCAUAUAUUGAAAAGUGCGAUAGAUUAUGGUCCAGUCGAUGGCAUAUUCAAUCUCGCGGUUUCUUUGAGAGAUAGUAUUUGUAUAAACCAAACACCCCAAACUUUUGAGGAAUCUUUCAUAGGAAAAGCAUGGGCUACAAGGAAUUUGGACGAGAUAACUAGAAAGCUUUGUCCAGAUCUACGACACUUCGUAGUUUUCUCUUCUGUCUCGUGCGGAAGAGGAAACGCCGGACAAACGAAUUACGGUAUGGCUAAUUCCAUUAUGGAGAGAAUAUGUGAGAAAAGGGUUGAGGAACAUUUACCUGGAUUAGCUGUACAAUGGGGAGCAAUUGGUGAUGUCGGUCUUGUUGCUGACAUGCAGAAUGAUGAUAAAGAACUUACUAUCGGUGGUACCUUACAACAAAAAAUAUCAUCAUGUUUAGAAGAACUAAAUAGAUUUUUGGUACAGGAUAAAUCUGUAGUUUCUAGUAUAUUAGUUGCUGAAAAACGAGCAGUAAGGGAUAUGAAUAAUGUUGUAGAUGCUGUCUUCAAUAUUAUGGGUAUUAAUGACUUGAAGAAUGUCCGACCACACACUACUUUGGCUGAACUUGGCAUGGAUUCUAUGAUGACUGUAGAAAUAAAAAAUAUAUUAGGGCGUGAAUUUGAAAUAUAUCUCACGACGCAUCAUAUUCGAAGCUUAAAUUAUUCCAAUCUAAUGGAAAUGAAUAAUAAGCUGAUAGGUGAUAGUAAUAGUAAAUAUGGCAGAAAAGAAGAACUAUCAGCCAGUAAAACCAGUACAAACAUGUUGAUGCAAUUGUUCACUGAAAAUCUCUCCACCGAAGUAACCAUUCCUCUUAAUACUAAUCCAGAGACAGGUCGAAAAGUGAUAUUCUUUCUACCAGGAAUCGAAGGAUAUGCCAGCGUUUUCAAAACAUUUGAAUCGAAAAUUAAGUCACCUGCGACUUGUUUUCAAUUAGCUGCGAAUUGUGAAUUAAAGACUAUUGAAGAGAUGGCCAAUUUAUUUUUACCGCAUAUACUAGAGAAACUUCUGGGUAGAAAUGACUUCAUAUUAGUGGGGUUUUCAUUUGGAUCGCUCAUAGCAAUUGAACUCACCCGAAAGUUAGAAGCCAGAGGAUUUAAUGGUCGACUUAUAUUGAUUGAUGGAGCACCUCAGCAGCUUAAAUCUCUUAUACAGCAACAAUUGCAUUCGUCAUCGCAGGAAGAAUUCGAAAGCAAUAUUUUGCUUGCUAUAUUGAAUGCAUUUACAUCUAUUAAUAGUACGGAGCUUGAAUUUGAAUUAAGAAAAUGUAGUUCGUGGGAUGAGAAAGUGAAUGUAUUUUCUAAUAUGUUAUCUCUCGAACUAAGGGAAUUUUUUUUUAAGAGGAAUCAAAAAAAUUCUAUUCAUUCUCUCUAUGUUAGAUUGCAUGCAGCUUUGGAAUAUAACCCAAAACCAAUGCCAUAUAUAAGUGCACCAAUUACAUUGUUCAAACCAUUGUUACCGUCUGUACGGAACACUGAAUAUGAUUAUGGAUUACAAAAUAUUACUGAAGCCAAAGUGGAUGUUCACAUUGUUGAUGGCGAUCAUGUCUCGAUGUUAGAAGAUAUGAAAAUUGCAAUGGCAAUUAAUGGUGAAUUGAUCCAAUUUGUUGAGGAAUUUAAAAGUGAUCUUAAGUAAAGUUAAUAAAAAUAAAAGUAAAAAAAAUAAUACACUCUGUUAGUGACUUAUAUAUGAUUGAUUUCGAUGAUAUAAAGCGGAUGACAAAAUGAUUUAAUCAAACUUAUAAAACAUUAUAUAUAAUAUAUAUGAAAAGCUGUACGAAUCAUAAUGAAUGAAAUAAUAUCAGCUGUGAACAUAUCUAGGUAGCUGUUGUAGGCCGAGCUCUGAAUCGAUCUUUGAUUAUUUGUACGUACUGUCGGCAGUAUUUUCUAACUUCUUGAAAUAAUAUAGGGCAUACAUGUAUACGUAUAUAUAUAUACAUAUUUAUAUACUUAUAAUAAAGUUUUAUUGUGCU
Molecule: messenger RNA, 9295 nt
Organism: Vespula pensylvanica (western yellowjacket)
Lineage: Eukaryota; Metazoa; Arthropoda; Insecta; Hymenoptera; Vespidae
Product: fatty acid synthase-like
Exons: 35
Biological process (GO): fatty acid biosynthetic process
Molecular function (GO): fatty acid synthase activity; oxidoreductase activity; phosphopantetheine binding
Source: RefSeq, a predicted model, not a curated record